Lolium rigidum is the source of this 645-nucleotide messenger RNA. RefSeq lists its product as uncharacterized. The coding region runs from base 26 to 475 and encodes 149 amino acids. The record is from RefSeq and is a predicted model, not a curated record. Lineage: Eukaryota; Viridiplantae; Streptophyta; Magnoliopsida; Poales; Poaceae. The transcript has a single exon.
ACGAACACUGCUCCAAGAAGCACACAUGGCCGGUGCCGGCACCUCCGCUGUCCUCUUCGCGCUGGUCUGCUGCCUCCUUGUCGGCCCUGCCCCGGCGCGCCGCCCCGCCGAGCUUCCGGCGCAGGUAGUUCUCGAAGCCGAUGCCCGCGAGGCCUCCGCCGAGCCGCUUCUGCCCAAGCCGUUGGCGAUCGUCGAGGCGGCCGACCCCAGCACCGUCCUCUCCUCCGUGCAGGGGCUGGAGGUAGACCCGGCUGGCCAGGAACCCCAGAUAAUCAGUUGCGGCGGCGAAGACGCGGCGGUCUCCGAGCAGCCACUGUCCCUGGGUACCAGGGCUCAACCGGCAAGGAAGGGCGAGGUGCAGGAGCAGGAGCGGCGUGAGGACGACUCUGACUCGGACAGCGACUCGGAUUCAGACGACGAGGACAACGAGCAUGGGAUCGUUGCGUGGUUCUGGAGGCUGGCGCGUCGCUUCUGAAUUCUGAUCGAUCAUGGCCGUCGAUUUUCCUGUGAUAUGUCGUUGUGUAUUUUUGUUCUGCUUGCUUUGAACUUAUAUAUGUAGUUCUGCGGCUGUGUAUGCGUUUUGGAAUUUAUCCGUCUGUACAUGUUAUGUUGAUGAACAAAUGGAAAUCCGGUGCGUUGUGCAUA